Molecule: messenger RNA, 1066 nt
Organism: Contarinia nasturtii (swede midge)
Lineage: Eukaryota; Metazoa; Arthropoda; Insecta; Diptera; Cecidomyiidae
Product: ventral anterior homeobox 2-like
Exons: 3
Biological process (GO): regulation of DNA-templated transcription
Molecular function (GO): DNA-binding transcription factor activity, RNA polymerase II-specific; DNA binding
Source: RefSeq, a predicted model, not a curated record
CACAAAAUGAUGAUCGAAAAAAGCGACCACGUACAGCAUUCUCAGCAUCUCAAAUAAAGGCGCUUGAGACGGAAUUCGAGCGUGGAAAAUAUUUAUCAGUGGCAAAGAGAACCGCAUUGGCAAAACAGCUACGGCUCACUGAAACUCAAAUUAAAAUUUGGUUUCAAAAUCGUCGAACCAAAUGGAAGCGAAAGUAUACGUCGGAUGUGGAAACAUUAGCCUCACAAUACUACGCACAUAUUGGAAUCGGUGGUAUAGCACGACCAAUGGUCGUUGGAGAUCGAUUAUGGUUAUUCAGCCAAUCGCCAAAUAUGACUCAACCACAACCGAUGUUGCCACCAAACCAUGAUGCCAUUACAUUUCGAAAUUUUGGUCCCACACAAACGGUGCAACCUGCCGUAAAUGUUUCUCUGCCGAUGCAGCCAUCUCCAGCAACCCGAAUGCCAAUAUUUCCAAAUCGUUUGGCACAGUUUAAUCUAUUUGGUGCUGGACCUUCAUCAACAAAUCCCGAUUCAACUCUUUACCGUCAAUUUCUAUCUACUCCAAAUGCUUCAAGUAAAUUUAAUGCAACCGUUGAUAAUAAUUUCUUUCCACCACCAACCAAUCAAUCCAAAGACUUAAUCAACAAAUUACUCUGGACAAAUGCAUUCACAAACAAACCAAUAAAAGACUCAUAUUCAUUUCCCGGAUACAAUGAUACAGACACACUUCCGAAUCCCAAACGGAAAAGCAAUGAAAUUGGUGGAAUAGCUGAAUUGGAACGAGUUUUUGGGGCAACAAAUACAAUUGAAACACAAGAUAAUACCGGAUGUCUUAGCGAAGAAAAUAGUGAUGUUGACUGUGAACAGCUGUAAUAGAUUUGAAAUAACAAAUUAAAUGAUGUGUAAAAUCAUUUUGGAAACUCUUUCGAACAUUUUUAAUUCUCAAUUUUGAUAUGAUUGUUCUACUUAAUAACCAUCAAAUGAUGGAAAAUCCAUUUAGUUUUUAGACAAAAUAUACUAUUGUAUUCAACAAAAUAAUUAAAAUAAAGAGAUAUUUUUUUCAUAUAGAAUAAGAUGUUUAUAAA